Messenger RNA from Peniophora sp. CBMAI 1063, 888 nucleotides. The record is from the annotation of a GenBank genome assembly. NCBI's taxonomy places the organism in Eukaryota, Fungi, Basidiomycota, Agaricomycetes, Russulales, Peniophoraceae.
AUGCUCUCUUGCCUCAGGCGACCGCUACUGGCUCAGAAUGCACUGCGCUUUACAAGGACACCAGCGCUAAGAAACGCUGCGCGCCAUGAACAUACAGCUGUAACUGUGCGCGGCACGCCUGCGCCGUACGCGGCCAAGCGGACCAGCUACUUCAACCCGACACUCAUCCUCAUUGGCACCGUACCCAUCUUCGCGUUCGCGCUCGGCGUGUGGCAGGUCAAAAGGCUGAAAUGGAAGAUCAACCUCAUUGAUGAGUUGACCGAGAAGCUACACCGCGAACCCAUCGUGCUCCCCGGCCAAGUCAACCUCGAGACUAUCCAAGAAUUCCUCUACCGAAAAGUGAUCGUGCGCGGGCAAUGGGAUCACGAACACGCCAUGCUCCUUGGUCCGCGCGUGCUCGACGGCAAGAUGGGCUUCCAUCUAUUUACCCCGCUUAUUCGAGGUGAUGGCUCUACUGUAUUGGUAGACCGGGGCUGGAUAUCCGAGGACUUCUCAACAAAGGGCAUGCGAAAUGAACCAACAGGCGUUGUCGAGGUUCGAGGGCUCCUUCGUGCCACACAGGCACGGAACUCGUUUACUCCGGACAACCACCCGGAAAAGGGUGAAUGGUUCUGGGCUGAUCUUGAUGCCAUGGUCGACUACGCGGGAGGCGAGAAGGCAGGCGUGCAACCCGUGUUGAUCGAGGAGAUGUUCGAGGGGCACGGGGGAGAUGCUACUCAGCGGAAACAGACCGGUAUACCGUUGGGAAAGGUUCCAGUAGUCGACCUUCGCAACUCGCACUUAUCAUACGCCAUCACUUGGUUCUCCCUCUCCGCCUUCACCUCAUAUAUGUUUGUUAGUAUACUCCGCAAGCGUGGGAUACGGGCAUACCGGCCGAUGAAACGGUAG